Panthera uncia (snow leopard) is the source of this 9666-nucleotide messenger RNA. RefSeq names its product eukaryotic translation initiation factor 2 alpha kinase 2 (gene EIF2AK2). The transcript is spliced from 15 exons. Gene Ontology annotation, biological process: protein phosphorylation. Bases 4133 to 5887 code for a protein of 584 amino acids. NCBI's taxonomy places the organism in Eukaryota, Metazoa, Chordata, Mammalia, Carnivora, Felidae. The record is from RefSeq and is a predicted model, not a curated record. Gene Ontology annotation, molecular function: double-stranded RNA binding; protein kinase activity; ATP binding.
AAUACCUAGUAGUGCAAUUGCUGGGUCAUAGGGUAGUUCUAUUUUUAAUUUUUUGAGGAACCUCCAUACUGUUUUCUAGAGUGGCUGCACCAGUUUGCAUUCCUAGCCUGUGAUUUCUUAAGCACUAAAAAUGUCUUGCUGAAGGAGGGCUGAAAGAUAGACUUUGCUGUCACUUAGGAGUUUUGAAUUUGGGGCAGAUUAUGCUCUUCUUCCAUUUGCUUAUUUGACCCUGAGGAUCCAUAACCCUGGACCUAUAGUUUACUCAUUUCAUUAGUCAGAUACUAGAUGAUACAUGUUGUGCGGCAAGCAUUGUGGAGGCCCAGGAGGGGGCUGGGCCCACAAGGAGCUAACAGUCUGCCAGAAGGGGCAAAGGCACAGUCAUAGUGACUUCCGGGCAUGAGUAAGAUGGAUACAUAACACUCGUCAGUGAUUUAGGUGGGGAUUUCUUUUAGGAAAAUGAUAACAUAGAUUUAAAACAAGAUUAAUUUACAGUAGUUGGAAAAGAAACCUGCUGCUUCUUUUUUCCAGGCGUGUAAGUACUUUUGCAAACAUGUUAAUUCAGUACUUUCUUAGGUUGCACAUAUAUUUCACUUAAAUUCUGAUGAUGGGCAGUUACUUAAAAUUAAGAGUACAGAGGAUUUAGAGCAUUUGAGAGAACUUACGGUCUCUUCCAUAACUGCUAUUUUGAAGUCUGUGAUCCCCUCCCAAUCUGACAUAUGGUCUCAUAGUUGUGACCAAAGUAAAUGACACUGUUCUGUUCCUAAGGUACGUCUACAGAUCCUUAUCAAAAACCCUUGGGCCUCGGGGCGCCUGCGUGGCUCAGUCGGUUAAGCGUCCGACUUCGGCUCAGAUCAUGAUCUCGCGGUCCGUGAGUUCGAGCCCCGCGUCGGGCUCUGUGCUGACAGCUCAGAGCCUGGAGCCUGUUUCAGAUUCUGUGUCUCCCUCUCUCUGACCCUCCCCCGUUCAUGCUCUGUCUCUCUGUCUCAAAAAUAAAUAAACGUUAAAAAAACAAAAUUAAAAAAAAAAACAAACACCCUUGAGCCGGAUGUGUUCUGGUAUUCAGAGGUUUUUGGAUUUUAGAAAGGUAAGGCAGCAUAUAUCCUGUCUAUUAUACCAUGCUCUCAGCGGGAUUUGGGGGCAGCACUCUCUAAUAAAACAGUUUCUGUAGUGAACUGUAUAAGUGGACAACAAAGUAUCAUAAAACUAGCUCGUGUCAUUUCAGGUCUAGACAGGGGGCUACACACCUAUCAAAAACAAAACAAACAAAUGAAAACAAAAUAAACCUCAAUUUUCAGUGCCUUUUGGAUUUUGGAAUUGCAGACCAGGAGCACCAUUGAUUGAAGGUUAAUGGUGUGGGAAGAACUCUGCUGGAUGCUUUUCAUCUGAUUUAUUCCCUACAACGUUGAACUCAGGUGCUUUUAUUCCUGUCUUCAAGUCAUAAAUAAAAGGUUCAGAGAGGGUGUAGCCCAGAUCUGUGUGGCUGUAAAGCCUGUCUCUACGACACUAAGCAGUCAUGUGAGGGCUUUACCUUUGCUCGGGCUCCAGGCACUGGGAGCCACCAGCACCGCUCGCCCAAACCACUGCAGCCGCCUCUAUUUGGUCUCCUUACUUCUGCACGUGCUCUGCUUCCCUUUCCACACCUGUCCUUGCCCCCAUACCUUGUUCUUUACAUAGUAUCAGAGUAAUCCUGUAAAACGUAAAUCCAAUCACAUCCCCCCACUACUUAGAGAACCUUCUGUAACUAACUUCCUAUUGCAAUUGUAGUAACAUCCACCAGUUCUGACCGUGAACCACAAGGUCUAUGUGGGUGGCACUGGCCCACUUCUCUGUCUCACUUCCUACUCUUUACCCCUCAUUCAAUGUGCAGCAGUCCCCUUGAUCUUUUUGUUAUCCCUUCAAAGGCCAUGCUGGUUCCUGAGAUACCCUUCCCCCAUAUCUUAAUAUGAUGGACUUUCUCAUUGCUCAGUCUUCAUUUAAAUAUUGCCUCCUAAGAAAGGUCUUUCCUGACCGCUGUGUCUACAACCACCUCCCUCUGUCCCCGCCAACAGAGCUCAUCCUCUAUGCCGCACCCCUAUUUAAUUUCACUGUGGCACUUUCAGCCAUCUGAUCGUCAUAUUAUCCAUUGCUUUUAUUUGUUUCUGUACAUGAUCAUUUUCUGUCUUCCCUCAGUGGAAUGCAGGUAGGGUUAUAAUCUGUCCUGUGCACAUCUGUAUAUACUCAUGGUCAGAACAGCGCCUGACACUUGAUAAACAUUUACUGAAUAAAUGAAGAAAGGAUACACAGAAAACAGCAGAUGAAGAAAAAGGAGAAGACAAGGGGAUUGAACGUGGAGUAUUUAAUUUUAAUGAGUCAUCCUUUCAUUCUCCUGCAUACCGUUCAACUGUUCAGCACUUACCACUGCCCACUGGGUGUUGAUAUACAAAGAUGAGUAAGACAUAGAACCUACUUCCCAAAGAACUCACUGGGCUGUUAUCAGAGCUGGGCAAAGUGGAGCAGCCGGGCCUUGGAGGAAUACUAGUGGGCCCUCCAACAUCAAAGAAGACUUGUGGAGCCUCACAGAUGAGUGGGAGUUGCCUGGUAGACAGAGGGCUCACAUAUUGCAUUCACAGCAAAGAGAAAAGCAUGUGACAAGUCAUGGCGGGGGAGGUCUGGGGGGGCGGGGGGAGGUCUGUAGAUACUUGGGCAUCCAGUCAUUGAUUAUUGAGCCACUACUAUAACAGCCUGCUCCCUUCCCUUUUACAGCUUGUGAACUCUUUUGGCGCACAGUUAUAUAAGCAAUUGCAGCAAAGGGGACAAGAGCUGUGAUAGAGCACCAAACCAGGUAGAGCACCAAACCAGGACCUCUUCAAGGGUGUCUGGGAAGUGACAUUUGAGCUGAGAUCUAUAGGAAAUAGGAGUUGACCAGGCAAAGGCAGUGGAAGGGGUAGAGCCAAGAACAUUUCAGGAGGCGGCGUGUUGGACAGAAGGAGUUAGGAGUCAGGAGGGAGGGGUAGAGGUGUUCUUUUGCACACCACCAUUGUGUAGGUGGAAUUUAAAGCCAUAAUUCUAGAGGUGAUCACCAGGGGAGUGAGUGUUAGAAGAGAGAGGAGAUCCAAGGACUGGACCCUGGGGUACUAGAAUAUUUACAAGCAAUGUCUGUUCAAGUCCUUUGCCAGUUUUUAAUUAGGUUGUCUUUUUGUUGUUGGGUUGUAAAAGUUCUUUAUAUAUUCUGGAUAUUAGACCCUUAUCAGCAUAUGAUUUAUAGAUAUCCCAUUCUGUACAUUCAUUUUCUUCAUAGUGGCCUGUGUCACACAAAUGAUUUUACUUUUGAUAAAACCCAGUCUAUCUGUGUUUUCUUUUGCUGCUUGUGCUUUUGCUGUGAUAACAAAGAUUCCAUUGCCAAAUCCAAGAUCAUGAAGAUUUACCCUUAUGUCUUUUUCUUCUAAAAGUUUUAUAGUUUGAGCUUCUGUAUUUAGGUUCUAUAUAUUUUUUAGAUUUUCCUUAUGAUUUAAGUCGUUACUACUCUCUUGGUCCAAUGAGACCCAUAAACUGGGGUCAUAAUUUACCCAGGUAAAUUUACCUAAAAUUGACUUUUCAAAGAAAGAUUUUGGAGAUUUCAUAUGGAAGUCUAUUUCUGUAUUGCAAAGUCUUUAAUGAUUUCACAAACUUCACUUUAUAUAUGUACUCUCGACCUUUUUCUUCUCAGCAUGAAGAAUUCUGAUUCUACUCCUGUAACCUUUUUACCUUCCCAGCCAGGUAGAUAAACUUGUACCUGACAUUCACUAGAAACAGAGAGUGGAGUGGAAGAGAGAGAUCCCUUUCCUUUUUUGGCCAGUUGAGUUAUGAAAGUAGAAAGUUUUGGUAUGCAGUUCAUGAGAGAAAAAGAUUUUUUAACAAAGUCUUCUCUGUAUUUAUGUGGGGCUGAAAUGAGUCUCUUUUUUAAUGUUUAUUUAUUUUUGAGAGAGAGAGAGAGAGCAUGUGCAUGUGAGUGGGGGAGGAGCAGAGAGAGAGGGAGACACAGAAUCAGAAGCAGGCUCCAGGCUCUGAGCUGUCAGCACAGAACCCAACGCGGGGCUUGAACUCAUGAGGUGCAAGAUCAUGACCUGAGCUGAAGUUGGACACUUAACCAACUGAGCCACCCAGGUGCCCAGAGAUGAGUCUUCGAAAGAAGAUUCUUCUUACCCUGUUUUGUCUCCUAAACUGGACUGGGAAAAUCAGAUUAAAUAUGUUCUGUGUUACUUUUUUCAAACAUCUCUUCUGUUCUAGGUUACUAGAAGAAAUGGCCAAUCAUCGUCCACCAAGUUUUUUUAUAGAAGAACUUAAUGUAUACUGUCAGAAGCACAACAUGGUACUUAAGUAUCAGGAACUGUCUAAGACAGGACCUCCACAUAACUUAAGGUUUAAAUACCAAGUUAUCAUAGAUGAGAGAGAAUAUCCAGAAGCUGAAGGUAAAUCGAAGAAGGAGGCCAGAAAUGCUGCAGCCAAAUUGGCGAUUGAAAUACUUAAUAAAGAAAACAAGGCAGUUAGUUCUGUAUCACUGCCAACAACACAUUCAUCAGAAGGAUUAGGAUUAGGAUCCACUGGGAAUUUCAUAGGCUGUAUCAAUAGGCUUGCCCAGAAGGAACAACUGUCUGUAAAUUAUGAACAAUGUGAAUUGAAAGAACCUGGGCCUGAAAGAUUUCAUUAUAGAUGCAAAAUUGGACAGAAAGAAUACGGUAUUGGUGUAGGUAGUACUAAGCAAGAAGCCAAACAGUCAGCCGCUAAGCUUGCAUAUGAGCAGAUACUUUCAGAGAAAACCUCAAUGAAAGCUGACUCGGUAUUAGCUGGUUCUUUGAUUACUUCGCCUGGUGACUUUGGAAGCAACACUUUGGUGAAAAGCAUAUCUGCUUCUGAAUCACCAUCUGAAAAUGAUUUCUUGGAAAAUUCAUCAGGAGGAAGUUGUGACAGGGGCCGUGUAAACAAUUCUUCAUCUCCUAUGGACAAUGUCAGAAAUAGUGAAAAGAAGGUGAAAAGAAGUUUGGCACCUACAUUUAACUCUCCUGUGACAAAAGACAGCAGGUGUUCUGUGGAACUCAGGUUUACCAGCGAUUUUACAGAAAUAGAACCGAUUGGCUCAGGUGGAUAUGGCCAAGUUUUCAAAGCAAAACACAGAAUUGAUAGGAAGACUUAUGUUGUUAAACGUGUUAAAUAUGAUAGCGACAGGAAGGCAGAGCGUGAAGUAAAAGCUUUGGCAGCUCUCGAUCACCCAAAUAUCGUUCACUACUACAGCUGCUGGUUUGGCGAUGAUUACCAUUCUGUGGACAGCAUUAACACUUCAAGACCAAAGACUAAGUGCCUUUUCAUCCAAAUGGAAUUCUGUGGUAAAGGGACAUUGGAGCAAUGGAUUGACAGCAGAAGAGGCCAGACACCAGACAAACAUUUGGCUUUGGAAUUGUAUGAACAAAUAACAGCAGGUGUGGAUUAUAUACAUUGCCAACAGUUAAUCCAUAGAGACCUUAAGCCAGGUAACGUGUUUUUGGUAGAUACAAAACAAGUAAAGAUAGGAGACUUUGGACUUGUGACAUCCCUGAAAAAUUACGCAAAUCGGACAAGGAAUACAGGAACUCUUCGAUACAUGAGCCCAGAACAGAUUUCUUUACAAGAAUAUGGAAACGAAGUGGACAUCUUUGCUUUGGGGCUAAUUCUCGCGGAACUCCUUUACAUAUGUCCCACUGUUUCAGAAACAUUACAGAUUUUUAAAGAGCUAAGGGACGGCAAGUUCUCAGAUGUAUUUGAUGGCAGAGAAAAAAUUCUUCUGCAAAAAUUACUGUCACCCGAACCCGCGAAACGGCCUCAUGCAUCUGAAAUACUGGAGACUUUGAAGGAGUGGAGGAAUGUAAAAGAGAAUAAGAAACGAAGCACAUGUUAGAGCUCUUCUAAAAAAAGUAUCCUGCCUUGGAUAUUCAAUUUUUCUAUAACUGUCUAAAAUCUUCUAGGGACACCUAUUGGGUAUUUACCUUCUAUUUUUAUUUUCCUCUUAAUUUUUCACUAAAUUUUAAGAAGGUUUGAAUCUUUUUUUUUUUUUUUUUUUACUUCAAAAACAUUCAGACACUUUUCUUUUCCUGAGCUUAUCUUCUUAUUAUAAACAUAGGGGAGAAUAUCUCUCAAAUUUUUAAAAUAUUAGCAAAUCAAUUAAUAUUCAUUAAAUGUCAACUGUUUCUAGGCCAAAAAUAUAUGAGAUAUCUCACUGUUUGAAAUAGCUAAUUUAGAGAAAUAUGGUACUCAUAAGAAGAUAAGUGAUAUACAAUCACUUUGGAAAACAAUUUGGUAUGAUCUGGUAAAGUUGAAGGUGUAUAUACCCUCAAAGCCAUCAAUUUGGUUCCUACAUGCUUGCCUACCAGAAUGUUCAUAGAAACCUUGUUCAUAACAGCCAAAAGAACAAAAAACAAUGUGCAUCACAAGAAGAAUGGAUAAACUGUAUUUUUCCAUACACUGUAAUACUAUAUAGCAGUGAAAAUGAACGAAUUAUAUAGCUAAGUGCAGUAACAUGAUACAUCUCUGAGGAACAUAAUGUUAAGCCAACAAAGCCAGUUACAGAAAACAUAUACAGAAUGAUUCUAUUUAUAUAAAGUUGCAGACCCCGCUAAAUGAAAUACUUUGUUUAGAAAUCCAAACAAAUGUGGUAAAACAAUAAAGGGAAAGAAAAGAAUAAGAAAUUCUACAUUUUGAUGGUGGUUUUCUGAGGAGGGAUGGAAGUGGUGUGAUAGGGGAAGUAAACUUCAAAGAUAACAGUUCACUUUGUUUUAAGUUUAUUUAUUUAUUUACUUUGGAGAGAGAGAGAGGAGAGAGAGAAUUCCAAGCAGGCUCUACACUUACAGCAUGGAGCCAGAUGUGGGGCUCGAACUCUUGAGACACGAGAUCAUGACCUGAGCCAAAGUCAAGAGUUGGAUGCUUAAGCAUCAUGACUGAGUCACCCAGGCACUCCUCACUUUUUUUGUCUUAAACCAGAUGUUGCAUUCACUACUGUUUACUGUGUACUCUUUUUAUCUUAAAUACAUUUUGUAUCUAUUAGAACAAACACUUUAAAGAGAUAACUGUGCUAGAAGGUAGUAGGUAAGCACAGAGAAGAAUCGGUCUGGAGAAGUUUCCAGGAGAUCACUUUCUACUGAGGUAUCAUGGCAUAUGGCUUAGAAGUGGCAUUCCAGUGAGACUUCUAAGUAGGCUAGGGAUUUAGACAAGUAGUGAGGAGGAAAUAUGGGCAGGAGUCUGGACAAGAGCCAUGGCUUGAGUUCUGGAAAAGAUAUACCUAAGAAUGUUGGGUAUACUUUGUUUCCCUGAAUUGCUGGAGAGAAUACCAGAAGAUAAUUUGGGUGACAUCUUGGGAAAAAACCUGAGGGAAAAAACCUGUCAUAUAAUUUUACAGUUUUUAAAGUGAGCCAAGUUUAGGCUAGGCAGAAAAGUCACAGAGAAAGGCUUUUACAAAGGCUAUAGCUAUUUCUAAAAAGUUAUUGAAAGCAGUUAAUAUGGUUUUCAACUCUCCAUGCAGUAUUUGAUCAAGGCAAGGUUUAUCAAUGGAGGGUAAAACCAUUGGUUGAAAAGGUGUUGGGGAACAAGAUCUUCAAAGGAUUUAAAUAUAAUCCCACAGAUGAUAUAUCAGUUACAAGGGGGAAAGGGAAAUGUACCUUUACAUGUACCUUUACAAUGGAAAGACCUCCUGGUCUCCUUAAUAACCAUGUGAUUAAAUCAACAUCACUGAAGGUGGGACUGACUACCUAAUAUUAUGCCUCUCCUGAUGUAAGAGUUAUGUACUAUCACCUAUUUAGUUUUCUUGCCAAAGCAUUUAACUGGAACUCAAUCAUGAAGAAAUUAUUAGACAAAUCCUGAAUUAAGUCAUUCUAUAAGGUAAUUACCUUGGGCUUCUCAGAAAGUCAAUAUCACACACAAAAAAGUAGAGGAAGUAUUCUAAAUAGAGACUAGAGAGGUAUAACGACCAAAUGUGAUACUUGAACCUUGAUUGUAUCUUGGAUGUUAAAAAAAAAAAAAAAAAGAGAUAAAAAAAAAAAAAAGCCUGGAGCGCCUGGGUGGCUCAGUGGGUUGAGCGUCUGACUUUGGCUCAGGUCAUGUUCUCAUGGUCCAUGAGUUCAAGCCCUGCAUCGGGCUCUGUGCUGACAGCUCAGAGCCUGGACCCUGCUUCAGAUUCUGUGUCUCCCUCUCUCUCUGUCCCUCCCCCACUCACACUCCCUCUCUGUCUCUCAAAAAUAAAUAAACAUUAAAAAAAAAAACCAUCAAAUUAUAAAAGACGUUUUGGGGACAGUUAACAUUUGGGUAUGGACUGCAUAUUAGAUGGCAUUAUAGAAUAAUUUUUAACUUUCUUAGGUGUGAUAAUGAUAUUGCAGUCAUGCAGGAAGAGGUCUUAUUCUUAGGCAGUGCAUGAGGAAAUAUUUAGGGGUGAAGUGGCAUGAUAGGGACAACUUUCAAAUGUUUAGUGAAAAUCACUAUGUAUGUGAAGGGAGAAAAAGCAAAUGGGGCAAAAUGUUAACCACUGAAUCACUGAUAAAUCCAGGAGGAAGAUAAAGUUAUUUAUGCACAUAUGUGAUUUAGCUUUUAUAUAUACACAUAUACAUAGAUAAGUGUGUGUGUAUGGGCAGCUACAUAAUUUGGGACCCAGUGAAAUGAACACAUGGGGACUUUGUUCAGUAAUUAAGCAUGGGUCACUUCUUGAAUAUGGAGCUUUGUACAGCUGCAUAGUUUCCACAGCCGUAAAGCCAGACAUGUGUGAAGAUAUAUAUGUAUACACACAUAUAUACGUGCACGUGCAUAUGUAUCUGAGAUGAAAUGUUUAGAAGUCUAAAUACCAGCUUCUCCAAGACUCAAAUUAUCCAGGACCCUCACUAGAAACAAACUCACAACAUCCAUUCCCUACUGGAGUGUCCACCAUAACUUGAGGUUCCUGGCAUGUUAACUUUUCAUUAUGGAAUAUUGGAAUUCAUUGUGGAAUAUUUCAUUAUGGGAUAUUAUGGAAUAUUGAAUGAUUCUAAUAUUAUUCAUAUUUAAUUUAAUAAAUUUUAUGUUAAAGCAUACACAAAAACAGAAUAAUGAAACUCUAUGUUUCAUUCAUUCAUUCAAAUAUCAACAUUAUGCCUUCUUUGUUAUAUAUACCUCCUUCCUUUUUUUUUAAUGUUUAAUCAUUUAUUUUGAAAGAGAGAAUGAGCUAGCUUGUACAAGCAGGGCAGGGGCAAAGAGAAAGGUAGCGAGAGACUCCCAAGCAGCUGUGCACUGUCAGUGCAGAGCCAGACAUGGGGCUCGAUCUCAUGAACUGUGAGGUGACCUGAACCAAAAUCAAGAGUCAGAUGCUUAACCAACUGAGCCACACAGGUGUCCCAACCCCCCUUCCUUUUUUAAAUUUUCUUCUACUGGAGUAUUUUAAAGCAAAUCUCAGUCCUUGUAUCAUUUCACUUGUAAAUACUUAAAAAUGUAUUUCUGACAUAAGAUCUCUUGAAUUUUAACAAAGCCAUGAUACAUUGUCAUUCCACAAAAUUAAUAUUUCCUUGAUGGUUGUAUAGUAACCAGUCUGUAUUCAGUUUUCUUCACAAAAAUAUAUUUUGGCCAGUUGUUUAAAUCAGGAUCCAACAUUGCAUUUAGCUGAUGUCUCUUUUGCUUUGUAACAUUUACCCCUGUUUUAAAUUUCUUUCCUCUUGCCAUUUAUUU